This is a messenger RNA of Coregonus sp. 'balchen', 2010 nucleotides long. Lineage: Eukaryota; Metazoa; Chordata; Actinopteri; Salmoniformes; Salmonidae. The record is from the annotation of a GenBank genome assembly.
AUGUGGAAUGAGGUGUGGUGUGGUAGCAUUGUGAAACGGAGGGAUAACAUCGGCACAACCUAACAUUACUAGCUUUUACCUGUACAUGAAUCAAUUACACACGUUAUGGGAAAGUGUCACGAAUGAUGAGUCAAGCGAAGAAGCCCAUCGGGCACAUUGAUAUGGCUAAUACUGACCUAGAGAGCAGCAUGCCAUACGUUUCAACACUGAUGUUCUCCUUAUUCAGUUCUUUGUCCUCUUUUUGAGGUGUAAUUGGACCAGCAAUUAAUCACAAACAACAACAUAGCCGACAAACAAAAAGACUCAGUAAAAACCAUUCGUAUCAGUUUGCUUAGUUGUGCAGCAGUUAGUAUACUAUAGUUUCUCUCUUUACGCCGUCUCUUUACACAUACAACAGGAGCUGCUAUGGUGUCGUUCAUGUCAGUCUAACCCUCUACUUCCUCUACUUCCUCUCCUCGCUCUAGGUGAGGACAGCAGCCCAGAGAACCUGCUCCUUCAUGGGCCUUUCUCUCGCAAGCCGAAGCGCAUCCGGACAGCCUUCUCCCCCUCGCAGCUCCUCAGGCUGGAGAGGGCCUUUGAGAAGAACCACUAUGUGGUGGGAGCAGAGCGGAAGCAGCUCGCCAGCGGCCUCUGCCUCACAGAGACACAGGUGAGUGUGAGGGGGACUCAGCGAUCUUGAACGCACCCUAAACCCCUAGGGCCUAAAAGCCAAUUUGUGCUUGAUCCGUAAAUGUGGAGCCUCUGGAGGCCAAAUCGAGCUCCGUACCACAUCGUCGUGCUCCUCGGAGGGCUCCGUAUAGCUCUACAUUAACAUGAUUGGUUGACGGUCGGUGGGCGCGGGAGGUCCAGUAUGAACACAAACUCACUUCCUUCACAACUUCCUUCACAACAGCUCUGCUCAGCGAAGCGCAGGACGUAUACAUGCCCUGACUUUAGAGGUCGUAUCACAGUAAAUGCUGUAGGGCCACUGCAGAAGUCGGAUUUACCAUGCAGAAGCCUUUAAGGCAUGGCCGCAUUCCAGAGCACUGAAACAGGGGAUAUGAGUAGACUCGUAAGUCAGAACUCCACAACACCCCCUCAACCAACAUAUAGCAAAAUCAGGUUUCUCAACCACAAGUUUUGUCCUACAGUAGCUAUCGGGAUGGGCAAGGUGAUGCCAAUAAAUUAUGUAGUUAAUUUCACUAUUAUUAUUUAUGACUUCAUUUCCCUAAUAAACAUCAGAAACACGCUGCUGAUCAACGGCAAUUUAGGCUUUUUACAAUCAUCUCAUGCAAUAUAUCAUACAUUGAACUUUUAAUUUCAAAGGAAUUAGACCAAUAAUUUAAUCAAGCUUGUAAAUGUGAUGUAAAAAUGCCAACCAGACAAUGCCUGAAAAAUGAUAUAGAAAUAUGUUGCUAUUUGCAAACAGCUGUAAAGAACGAAAGUAUGUGAAUUUUUAAUUUUUAUUUUAUUUCACCUUUAUUUAACCAGGUAAGCCAGUUGAGAACAUGUUCUCAUUUACAACUGCGACCUGGAAGCCUUAGGCAAGGCAAUGUUUGGCAGUACUAUAGAAGAAAUAUGGAAGCAAUAACAGUUUUACACCAUGUGAAAUAUUGUGUUGGUAUUAUUGCUAUUACACUUUGGAAAAAGCUUUGCUUAAAAAUCAUACAUGCAGACACUUCUAUAACUAGUAAAGGUACAUUUACUGAAGAAAAUGUGUGUGCUUGCUUCAGCUGUCUCAAAGUUUUUUCAUGGAAGUGGAAGAACGAGUAGUAGUAGUUUUUACAGCAAGCACAUAUAUAUAUUUUUUGCCAAUGUUUCUUCCAGUACUAAACGACGUCUCUCCUUACUCUCUCCCAGGUAAAGGUUUGGUUCCAGAACAGGAGGACGAAGCACAAGAGACAGAAGCUGGAGGAAGAGUCACCGGAGGCUCAGCAGAAGAGGAAAGGAAGCCAGCACAUCAGCCGCUGGAGGGUGGCUACUCAGCAGGGCAGUAGCCCCGAGGACAUCGACGUCAUCUCAGAGGACUGA